This is a messenger RNA of Oxyura jamaicensis (ruddy duck), 297 nucleotides long. RefSeq names its product CBP80/20-dependent translation initiation factor-like. The annotation marks the transcript as partial. NCBI's taxonomy places the organism in Eukaryota, Metazoa, Chordata, Aves, Anseriformes, Anatidae. The record is from RefSeq and is a predicted model, not a curated record. The transcript has 2 exons.
GCCCUCUCUGUUCCCGCUGUCCCAACUGCAGUGAUGGAAAACUCAUCGGUGGCAUCCGCCUCCUCAGAGGCGGGGAGCAGCUGCUCGCAGGAGAUCGAGGAGCUGGAGCGCUUCAUCGACAGCUAUGUACUGGAGUACCAGGUGCAGGGGCUGCUGACCAACAAGAUGGAGGGGGACGGGGAGAGCGAGAAGACGCAGUCCAACAACUUGCAGUGGACAGCGGACUGUAGUGAGCAGCUUGAUGGCAGCUGUUCCCCAUCCAGAGCGAAGGGCUCAUUGUCUCUUGAACACAGUCAG